Gordionus sp. m RMFG-2023 is the source of this 2881-nucleotide messenger RNA. RefSeq lists its product as uncharacterized. The transcript has 4 exons. Bases 289 to 2076 code for a protein of 595 amino acids. NCBI's taxonomy places the organism in Eukaryota, Metazoa, Nematomorpha, Gordioida, Chordodea, Parachordodidae. The record is from RefSeq and is a predicted model, not a curated record.
UUUGAUUUUAAAAAUAAUAUGUGAUAUUCCAAAAAAGAAUACAGAAGAUUUUGCCGAGAAAAUAAAUUAAAUGCCAUUCUUACGAUUUGAACGUUUAAAAGAAUAAAUUUAUUCCUCUGAAAUUCCGUUUUGGACAGAUUUAAAACAAGAGAAAAAUCAUUGUAAAGGAAAGAGGAGACUUAUUAAAUAUUCUAUCCAAUAUCGGAUUAUAAUCGAAUUCAUUUUCCUCUAAAUUUCUCAAUAUCGAAAAAAAAUAAAAUUUGCGACAUUUAACUUAACAACCGCUCAAUGGGCGAAUCUAGCGAGGACUGGUUAGAUAAACAAAAACGAAAAUUGCAAGAACUCAAAGACGCUUCAACGAACGGACAUAACGGCGGUUACCUUACCUCCUCUACGACCUACAAAAAUAUAGGAGGGAAUAAAGGACGGGACUCGCGCCGUUUAGUGGAAGAGCUCAAAACUAAGCAACAUACCUGGAAACAGGAAAAAACCGAGAAAACUACCGAAAGGGUCGACGAUGAUACAAGUCAGGAACAGCACUCGAGAACCCCAGAAAUUCGUAGGGUUUACAGGAUCAGGGGAUCUCCUACGAGACAACCACCGCAAGAAAGAGAGACUCAGCGGCGAAGAGAAGUUGAAUAUGAGUCCAAAACUAGACACGAAUCCGAUGACAGUUCUCGAGGAGGGGGAGGCGUCACUCUCCACCCCAUUCAAAUCAGCACCCUGAGAGAGGACGGCGGUUCUAAUAGCACAUUCAAGGAGGCCAAGUAUUUCAGCGAAACAAAGCGCGUAGAGACAGUGCAAGACGGUUCCGGAGGGGGUUACAGGAAGAUGACCACAAGCACUUCCGGCCGACCUAUCAAUGGCUGGAGGGAGAGUGGGUUAAGCGAUUACAGUACUUCUCGGUCCCAGGGUUACAAUACGCUCACCUCCGAGGAAGACUUUUACGAUAACGAUUCGCGUUGCCAUACCUUUAGAGAAGGGGACACAUCUGGUGGUCGUCUCAGGAGCAAAUCUUUUGCAGCCGACCUAGAUCAUUACAAUAAAUAUAAUAAUAACCUAGAGACAUCCAUUUUCCGCCGCGCGGGUACAGGUCAUGAGUACAGCGCUGGUGAUGUUCGUCCCAGCGGAACCGCCGCCGAAGUAUUUAGGGAAGCAGCUAGGCACUUAGCCCCCGACGGGGAAGUCGUAUACACUUCUAGACGCUACGACACGCGACGGCAAAAUAAAGAGCUGGUUAUUCCGCCAAGAGUUCCAUCUCCCGUACAUAUAGCUCAUCAUCAUCAUCACCAUGGCUACGAUGGCGGGGACGGAGAUAUACUGGUGACCGAAACCUACAAACGUACUAGGGAGGUAAGAACGGAUGGGGCAGAUGGGGGAACUAGCGUAGUUCAAGUACAACAUAGUGCCCCUCCCCCAUUACCGAUAAUGCAAGACUUUGGGCGAGGCCAAGAGGAAUAUGGUUACAAAAGGCGCGUUUAUGAGUCCGAAUUACUUCCCCCAGCAACCGCAACAUCUAUCAUACCGGUACGCCAAGAGUUCAAUACUCAACAACGGUCCCACUCGGCGGCGAGUCAUUUAGACGAUAGAUUUGUACCAGUACAUAAUCAAGACGCGCCUCGCACUCUUUAUUAUCGCAAAACGACUUCCUACGAGGAUGACGACCAGGUACCCACACGACAUUCGUCUUACAAUAAUCAACAACGCAUUCAAUCCCACCAGUCACAACAGCAGCAGCAACAACAAGAGCAACAACGUAGCCAUCAACAACUGCAAAGUCAGCAGCAGCAUAGAGAAGAAUUUAGAUACAACACGGCAUCGGAUCAACGAUAUAAUCAGGACGGAUUUAACAAAUACGAUCGUAGCGGUGGAGGUCAGCCACAUUUUGAUUCGCGACAUCAUACCGAUCGUUAUAACGAUCGCAACGAAAAUUAUUACACCACCAAUUCGGCCUCAUCCUACGAUUCCUACCCUUCCACGCAAAACAGAGCUUACACAAAUUAUAGAUCGCCUCCCUCGAGGAGGGAAAUUGAAGAGCUGGAAAUGUUUAUGAAAGAUUUUGGGGGCGUUAAAUAAUUAUUUUUUUAAAAAAAAUUUUCUCCGAAUAAUUUGGUCAAAAGUAACCCAAGAAAGUCAUAAAAUUUUAAUUAAGCUGCUUAUUUAUUUUUUUUAUUUUAUUAGUUCGCUAAAACAUACCUUUUUUUUUUAUUUAUUCGAUUCGAUUCGGUUUUUUUUAUUUGUGUAAAUUAUUAGCCAAUCAAAAACGAUUAUGAAAACGAAUAAUUCAUUAUUCGUAUUAGAUUCUCUUGAGCGAAUCGAAUAAUUAACUAUUCGUACUCAUACCGAUCGAAAAUAAAAAAAAUUUUAUUCGAUUAAGUUUAGUUUUGUAUAAUGUUUAUAAACGGAUAAAACGAUCCCUAAAUUCAUUGAAUUUCAAGUCAUUAUUUCUUUCUUCCCCCAUUUUAAAAUAUUUAUUUUAUUAUUUAUUUUUUUAGCGACAAAAUAAUAUUUAUUAAUUUUAAAAAAAAUUCCGGUAAAAAAAAAAUUGUAAGAUAUUUCACUUCCUAAUCCCGCGUAUAAUAAAUUAAUAAACUUAAUAUUUUAAAUUUUUUUUUAUAUUUAUUCCAUUUUCAUUUUAUUUUUUUUUUAAAAAAAUCUAUAUUACAAAUUUUAUUUUUUCAACCAUUAAACAAAAAAAACCCCCCUCAUGUUUGCAGUGUCAUAAUUUUUAUAUUUCCCUUUUUAAAUUAUAAAAAAAUUUCUGAAAAAAAACCUCUUUUUUAAUUAUAAUAAAUAAUUAUUAUUAAAAUUAUAAACAAAUUUAAGGUGUCAUUUUUCAAAUAAUAAUAAAAAAAGGAAAUUUACCUUUAUUUAUAUUUUA